UUGAAUAGGAUUUUCCACCCCAAGGCGGCACUUCUUGUUGUAGCUUUACUUGCUGCUGUUCGUGCAAAUGGAACAAUAAACGGUAUCAAAAACGAAAGCAUAUUGAAUCAGCUGUUAGGGCGUGCCACAAGAAGCCUUUAUGAAGGAAUGGUAGCUUUUCAAGCAAAAUUAACAAAAAAUCAAAGGAGUCUCUCAGGCAAUUCCAUUAUUAUUUUUACAACAACAACUCUGAACGCAGGACACGCCUAUAGUCCUCUCACAGGAAUAUUUACAGCACCUGAAGAUGGUAUCUACGUCUUCUCGUGGAACGUUCUCGCACAUGCUGGGAACGUUUUUCACACAGAGAUUGUUCUCAAUGGUAAUGCUGUUGCUCAAAACCAUGCUGAUGGCAGGAGUGGCAGUCCGCACUAUGCAUCCGGAUCAUCGACAGCUGUGAUUGGGAUGAGGACGAACGAUCAAGUUUGGAUUAGGGCCAAAGGACACGGAGAGUCUGCUGCUGGUGACUGGUCCUCAUUCUCCGGCUUCAAAUUGUAA
Saccostrea echinata is the source of this 534-nucleotide messenger RNA. Its product is annotated as complement C1q-like protein 4. The transcript is spliced from 2 exons. Bases 148 to 534 code for a protein of 128 amino acids. The record is from RefSeq and is a predicted model, not a curated record. Gene Ontology annotation, molecular function: protein binding. Lineage: Eukaryota; Metazoa; Mollusca; Bivalvia; Ostreida; Ostreidae.